Molecule: messenger RNA, 1408 nt
Organism: Diaporthe batatas
Lineage: Eukaryota; Fungi; Ascomycota; Sordariomycetes; Diaporthales; Diaporthaceae
Exons: 4
Coding region: 289-1032 (247 amino acids)
Molecular function (GO): hydrolase activity
Source: RefSeq, a predicted model, not a curated record
CAGCUGGCAGACAAGACUCCGUCUUCUCCAUCUGUCUAGUCCGUACGCCGUAGCUCCGGUGGUAGCUCGGUGGGGCGGCAGUGGGACAGCUUGGCAGCCGGGACCAGAUCAGUCAGAUCUUGCCCUCUUCCAUUAUAAAUCAGAUAGCUCAAUUUUCCGUCUCCUCCUCCCGCGGGUUGCCAGGUCCCAAGAGCCCUAUUCACACGUCUGCGAACCCGGCCUAGACACCAUCCCCCAGACAAGACUAAGACUACUUCGUCUCAAGAAUCUUCUCAAGAAUCAACCAACAUGGCCUCCAACCCCCCGGGAAAGUGCUGCACUGUCGGUGUCAAGCACGACGGCGAGCCCACUGGCAAGACCAUCAAGAUAGGCCAGUAUGAGACGUAUGUGGCCGAGCCCAAGGGCAAGAAGCAUGAUGGCGCCGCCCUGCUCUACAUCCCCGACAUCUUCGGCAUCUGGCAGAACUCCCAGCUCAUGGCCGACCAAUUCGCCGAGAACGGCUACCACACCAUCAUCGUCGAUGUCUUCAACGGCGACAAGUUCCCCAACCCCCCGCCGUCAGACAUCAUGAAGUGGUUCGCCGAGGGCACCAACGGCGACAACCCUCACACCAAGGAGGCCGUAGACCCCAUCGUCGAGGCCGGCCUGAAAUACCUCAAGGAACAGGGCUUCACCAAGAUUGGUGCCAUUGGGUACUGUUUCGGUGCCAAGUACGUCGUCCGCCACUACAAGGACGGCAUCAAGGUCGGCUACGUUGCCCACCCCUCCUUUGUCGACGAUGACGAGCUGGCCGCCAUCACCGGGCCAUUGUCCAUCGCCGCCGCUGAGACAGACACCAUCUUCCCAACCGAGAAGCGCCACAAGUCCGAGGAGAUCCUGCGCAAGACCGGCCUGCCUUAUCAGAUCAACCUGUUCAGCGGCGUAGAGCACGGCUUUGCCGUCCGUGGUGACAUCUCGGUCAAGGUCCAGAAGUUUGCCAAGGAGCAGGCUUUCUACCAGGCCAUUGCUUGGUUCGACGAGCAUCUGCUGUGACUUCCAACGCAGCCGCGGCAAAGUCUUGGUGGGGUUAGACUGUAGAUAGAAGAACAGUGGCAGGGCCUGGCAAGACUCUGAUCUUGAUCCGCGGCGCAAUGACCGUCGGUUACUUUAACCCGUCCUCGACAGUAUACGCUCUUUUUCUUGAGAGUCGUGAGUGUUACUGAUUCCCCCAUUCUUCAUCUUUAUGUCUUGAAAAUACGGCAUAAUUGUACUGCGGUCUCUCAUGAUAGCGUGCAUCUCGAUCAUUCUGCCCACAUGGUCGCCGCCUCGAUGACGAGCGUGCCCAUUCCACACGCACGUGAGACCCCAUGGCGAGCCGGCUUGCUCAUAGUUGAUAAACGUCAAAAAAAUGGCAGAUCAGAUUACGGAU